AUGUUACCUCGUCCCAGGCCAUCUUGGAAAACUAGUAGCAGGUUAACCCGCAGAUCACAGUCAACUUCCAAAGGCCCUACGAAGCAUGAGCCGAGUAAGAACUUGGGGAAAGAGCUCAAUUCUGCGCUGAAUUUGGCCCGAAAAAUGAGCAAUUCUGAUCGACAUCUCUACGAUUUGGAACUAGAUGACGAGAAAUUAAAUGACUUAUCUCCAAGAAAAGCAAUAAACUCAAGACACAGUGGCUCUCAAUCUUCGACUUGUUAUGCAGAAGAUAUCGACAAACUGGUUGAUGCACGUACGGUCCCGUCAUCCAUUCGCGAUCGUAACGAAAGUUUGUUGAAAGCAAUCGAUAAGAUAUUGAAAACGAAGCGAGCUUCGAAAAUCACGAAAUCAAAUAUAUGUGCAUUCCACCUAUCUCCAAACUCUGUUAAUUUCAAUGGUAUUUCUGCGAAACACGAGCCAGCAAAACCUCCCAGGUUGGCUCACAAACUCGAAAGAGUCCUUUUCCAGCCCAUGAACUUUCACUCUUUACAAGAUUCACGAACAGGUGCAUACAAUUUCAACCCGUGGUUGGAAGAUAUUAUAAAAGUCGAGAACUUUGAUUUCAAUGCAAUCGCAGAUUUCGUCUCACCUUCAAGAGAUGAGGUCUUAUUAGAUCUUGCAGAACAACAUCAAAAGAGGUAUUAUUCAUCAACAAGUUCAAUGACAGGAAUCCUAUCUCACUUGCACUUUUUGUUUUCAAAUUUUCGAAGGGCUAAUCUUUCGUUAAUAUCAAAGAAUUUUCCCCAACAUUCUGCUGAACUUACACGAGGAGCUCAACUACCUGGAAUUGUCAUGAUGAAACGUAUGAGGAAGAAGAAACCAGUCUUUUCGAUAGAAUCCGAUAAAUCAACAGACAGGGAAAUCAUUUUGUCAGUAUUAGGCCACGCGUUAGAAACCAUUUUGACAACUGAAGCGGAUAGGUUCCAAAAGAUUUACGAUAAAUCGUCCAAUUCUCACAAGCCCACUUCGGACUCUAUUGUUGACUCAUAUCAUUACUCAAAGAUCAGUGAUUUUAUCUUAAGGUCACAACUUGAUGCAUACAAUCCUAAACUUCCAGGCACUGGUGUUUUUGAUUUGAAAACUCGAGCAGUAGCGGCUAUACGUCAUGACAUCGCUUAUGUCGAGAAAAAUGAUAAUUAUACUGGCUACGAAAUUCAAAAAACCUUUGGGAAGUUUGAAUCAUUUGAGAGAGAAUUCUUUGAACUAAUUAGAAGUACUCUAUUGAAAUACUCGUUACAGGCGCGUAUCGGCCGCAUGGAUGGGAUCUUCGUUGCAUAUCAUAACAUAUCAAAAAUGUUUGGCUUCCAAUAUCUUCCUCUUGAGGAGAUCGAUUUUAUUUUGCAUAGCCACUGCGAUUCAAAAUUUCAGAAACUAUUGGAGGAACGCAAACUUCAUUUUAGUGCAAUUUAUGGUGAUGAAUCAUAUAUCAUGAACCAUGACCGCUCAAUUUAUGAGCGCCAGAUAUCUUCGGAAGUCGCAGAUGCAGAGUUCAAAAUGUCUAUGUCGCUCUUGGAUCAAAUAUUCAAACAGGUUGAGAAUGAACUUCCGGAUAACUUUGAUGCUGCUCGUUUAAUAUUCAAAACUGAACACAAGAAAUCUUUCAACAGAGAUGGGUCACAUACAAAAGUUGCCGUGUUGCACGUAAUAGCAGUGCCAAUCAGUAAAGAGAAACUAGACUUUUUUCAAAACAACGAUUUGCGUGAUAUUAGUUCGAAGGGCGAAGGCGCACUUUCUGAUUAUAUUAGCGAAAUUCGCGAAAAGAGCUUGGAUUCCUCGCAAAAAAUUUGGGGGUUUGAAGUCACAUUAGACCAUAAAAUUAAUCAUAAUGUACAAAGUAUUGUGGUCCCAACUUUCGCCUCCAAAAAGUCUACUAUUUUAGACGAACAAACAAAGGAAUUCGUCAAUACUACUAUAAGGCGCAACUACUAUGAGAAUAUGAACGAGUGGAAACAUGUCCAAUUUUUCCACCCUCUGGACGUGAUGCGAUGGAAAGUUGACGUUCAAAUUCACCAAAUACACAAUAAGGAAAAGCUAGCAAGACUUUACACCAAAUAUCUCGAUGAAAAACUUGCCGCAUUGCAAGGACAAUGUCUUGCAAACGAUGAACUGCCAGAUAAUGAGCAAACAAUCUCUGAAAGAAUACAUAACCUCAUGUCUGGAGGGGAAAAAUCCAUAGUAGGAAAAGAGAAUAAUCCUGAGCAAGCUUUAACUGUUUCCCCUUUGCAGGCUACUCUAAGGGCAUACUCUAAAAAAGGAGAUUUACGUAAAAACUUCUCCAAGCAUAUGCAAGGAUGA
Lachancea fermentati is the source of this 2337-nucleotide messenger RNA. Lineage: Eukaryota; Fungi; Ascomycota; Saccharomycetes; Saccharomycetales; Saccharomycetaceae. The record is from the annotation of a GenBank genome assembly.